CGUUGUCAUGUUGUUGUAGCGUCAUUACUUUGAAACUAAUAUGUCUUCUUACAAGCCUGGAAAUUGUAAGCGAGAAGAGUUCAGGAAGUAUUUGGAAAAAUCUGGAGUGAUCGAUGCACUCACAAAGGUACUUGUAGGUUUGUAUGAAGAGCCAGAAAAACCGGAUAAUGCUCUAGAAUUUAUGAAGAAGCACCUACAAGCAGAAAGUCCAGAUCCUUCAGAUGUCGAAGCAAUGAAAGUAGAAAUUUCAGAAUUAAAACAAAAGGUAGAGAUGUUAGAAAGUGAAAAUGCUGAAUUGAAACAAAGCAUAAAUCAACAAUUAACACCAGGAAUCGCAAUAAGUGAUGGCAAUAUUUAAUGAAUUGAUGUUUAACAAAAAACACUUCAAACUGGUAAUAUUCUAACAUAAAAUGAAUUUUAAGUUUUUUAACUGCAAAGGAAUGUUAAAUUGAUAAUGUUUUAGGCGUAAAUAUUGUUGGGUGUCGUAUGAAUGUAGGCAACAGUCAAGAAACCGAAAACAUGAGUUUCUCUCCUACUGAUACUAAAAAUAUAGCUAUAAAAAUCAAUAAAACAUAGUUGACACCGG
Molecule: messenger RNA, 586 nt
Organism: Schistosoma margrebowiei
Lineage: Eukaryota; Metazoa; Platyhelminthes; Trematoda; Strigeidida; Schistosomatidae
Source: the annotation of a GenBank genome assembly